Messenger RNA from Mucor mucedo, 510 nucleotides. RefSeq lists its product as uncharacterized. The transcript has a single exon. The annotation marks the transcript as partial. NCBI's taxonomy places the organism in Eukaryota, Fungi, Mucoromycota, Mucoromycetes, Mucorales, Mucoraceae. The record is from RefSeq and is a predicted model, not a curated record.
AAGAAGCUUGCCCCUGCCAUAUUGAGAUUCCGCCAACAGCAACUAAAUAUCAGCCUUACAACAACUACUGGCAACAUCCUCCUAAAAGCAUGUCGACCGUAUAUUGGCGUAGACCCAAUACUACAAUUACCUAUGACCACCUUCGAAAGAAGCCGAUUACUCCGAUGGCGUAUGGGCUGGCUUUCUGCUCGUCGAGUACCAUGCUCACGCUGCGAUCACCACCAUGCAUCAAGGAAUCAUUUGGUUGACUGUCUUCGGGUAGCGGAAAAAUUCAAUAUAGCACCUACAAGCAGCCCAAACCCGUUAGACUAUAUCAUCAACCAGCUUCCCAAAUGGUCCAUUCUCUCACCAUCUAUAAAACGACAACAAACCCACGCAUACCAUAGAUGGCUAUUUUGGUGGCCCAUCCUAUCGGAUAUCAUGCUGGAAAUCGACCAGAUCUGCCAACCAGAUAGUGUUUUCUCCCUUGAGGCCUCUUAUUGCACUGGUGAUACCACUCUCAACUGGCUU